Molecule: messenger RNA, 3976 nt
Organism: Lampris incognitus (smalleye Pacific opah)
Lineage: Eukaryota; Metazoa; Chordata; Actinopteri; Lampriformes; Lampridae
Gene: wdfy1
Product: WD repeat and FYVE domain containing 1
Exons: 12
Coding region: 35-1267 (410 amino acids)
Molecular function (GO): protein binding; metal ion binding
Source: RefSeq, a predicted model, not a curated record
ACCGCUGAAAGAAAACAGUGCUGGUAAUUUUAUCAUGGCAGCGGAGAUCCACUCGAGGCCUCAGACCUCAAGACCGGUUCUGUUGAACAAGAUCGAAGGACACUCAGACGCGGUCAAUGCCGCCGUGUUGAUACCAAAAGAGGACGGAGUCAUAACGGUUAGCGAGGACCGAACCAUCAGGGUAUGGCUGAAAAGAGACAGUGGUCAGUACUGGCCAAGCAUUUACCACACCGUCUCCUCCCCGUGCUCUUGCAUGUCAUACCACCAUGAUAGCAGGCGCAUCUUUAUAGGCCAGGAAAAUGGAGCCAUUGUGGAGUUUCUCAUUUCCGAAGAUUUCAACAAAAUGAACCAUGUCAAGACAUAUCCUGCCCACCAAAACCGUGUGUCAGACAUGGUAUUUUCUUUGGAGAGUGAGUGGGUGGUGAGCACUGGCCAUGACAAGAGUGUGAGCUGGAUGUGCACCCAUAGUGGCAGUAUGCUUGGACGACACUACUUCAGCUCCUGGGCCUCCUGCCUACAAUAUGACCACGAGACCCAGCAUGCCUUUGUGGGCGACUACUCUGGACAGAUCACCCUACUAAAGCUGGAGAGGCAGACCUACUCUACCAUAACUACGCUGAAGGGCCAUGAAGGUUGCAUAGGGGCCCUAUGGUGGGACCCAGUCCAGAGGCUGUUGUUCUCAGGGGCCUCUGACCACAGUGUCAUCAUGUGGGACAUUGGAGGGUGCAAAGGACGAACACUACUGCUACAGGGACACCAUGAGAGGGUGCAGGCAGUGCGCUACCUCCAGCUGACCAGGCAGCUGAUGUCCUGUUCAGCAGAUGGAGGCAUCACCGUCUGGAACAUGGACACACCCAGAGAGGAGGCUCCCCAAUGGUUAGACAGUGACUCUUGUCAGAAGUGUGAGCAGCCUUUCUUUUGGAACAUCAAGCAGAUGUGGGAUACCAAGACCCUGGGGCUAAGACAGCACCACUGCAGGAAAUGCGGAAAGGCUGUGUGUGGGAAGUGUAGUUCCAAACGCUCCACAUAUCCCAUCAUGGGCUUUGAGUUCCAAGUGCGGGUUUGUGAUGCCUGCUUUGACACCAUCAAAGAAGAAGAUCGGACUCCUUUGGCCACAUUCCAUGAGGGGAAACACAACAUUGCCCACAUGGACAUGGACCCAUCCAGAGGUCUAAUGGUUACCUGUGGCAGCGACCGCAUCGUUAAGAUCUGGGAUAUGACGCAGGUGGUUGGCUGUAGCUUAGCAACAGGCUUCUCUACACGCUGAGUAGCCCCUCCCACUAAAUGAUCCCUAUCUACGUCCACUCUUCAAUGAGACAGAACCUGUCUGACCUGGUGACUGCAGCUGAUAUUGGGGGGGAAACAUAUAUAUAUAUAUAUAUAUAUAUAUAUAUAUAUAUAUAUAUAUAUAUAUAUAUAUAUAUAUACACACACACACCUUCUGCCUGGACUCACUCAGACACACACACACACACACACACACACACACACACAAACAGGCUGACCUCGGGUGAGGUGUGCAUGUGGUGUAAAUAGCUUAGUAUUUGCCCAGAUUCCUUUGGUAGCCCAUAACAAGUAAUCCUUUCACUUCACUAACCGGCCCCUUUUGAAAAUAUGUGUGUGAAUGGUUUUGAUUUCUAUUGAUUUUGACUCUGGUUCUAAGCAGAACAGAAUCUUAAGCACACUGUACUAUGUGCGUGUUUGUUUCUGCGCAUGUGUCAUUAUGUAGGAAUGGUGUUGACAUAAAUGUUUACAUAUUUUUUGAUUUGCUUUGUUUGAAAAAGCCGUCUUUUUUUGUUUUUUUGUAAAUCAUCCUUGGAAUGUAAUAUCUGGUUCACAUAAUCGCCAAACUGUCAUUCCUUUAAACAGACUAAAAAGCUUCUCAUUUGCUCAUUGGGAGCCUAAUACUAUGGCCCACUAGAUGCAUUAGUCAGUCAGUCAGUCAUUAUAACACUUACAAUAGAGGAAAAUAACAUUUGUGCUCCUUUGCUUCAUGUAAACUGUUAAGAUAGAUUGCUUCCGUCGCACUGAUCAAAGAGAGUUUUGUCUUCUCUCUCUGUCUCUCUGUGUUUCUCAUCUUUUCACUGGUUGGCCUUAAAACACUCUCAGGAGGAUUUUUCAUGGGUGGGGUAUUACUAAGUGGGGUCCUCUAUGCCAGCAGUUGGUUGGUAAUCACCAACACAUGGCAAACCUCCACUGACUCCUCAUUUCACUAAAAACAAAAUAAAAACAAGUCAAUCUUUGCUACCCUUCAGAUACUUAAAACUUUAAUAGAGUUCUUUAAUUGUGUAGAUGGAUGAUACAACUUGUAGCACUGAUGGUGAAAACCCAAAACUGAUUAUCUUGUGAGAUUUUAUUUUUUGUCUGUAAUAGAAUGUCAAUUUUGGUGUAAAUUUGGAUUUUGUCUUUGUAGGAAGGCAUGUAGGUACUUAGCAAGGUACUCUGGACAAAAUUUUUAUGAGGCACUGCAUGCUAGCGUUUUAGAGAUCCAAGCUGAAUUAUCAGUAGAUUUCGGGCCAUGUGUGUUUCUUUAAAAGCCUUAAAGAGAGGAGGACACAUGCGUAGCCUUUGUCGAAUUUUCUUAGUGCCCAUGAUUGUUCGCACCCUCGAUCCCACCCCAUUCUUCAGUUUCAUUCGGCACUGGUCUGAGCUCUUGUGUUUCUCCCAGUCUUUGGUAUUCCUGUUACAUCCAUCCCAAGCACUGUCAUACCACUCUCACCAAAGCACCAAGGUGCAAAAUUUGCGGUUUUGUAAAACAUUUCUUAAAAACGAAACAAGCCAUUUUGCCAGCUCUGAUUUUAUUUCCCCAACGGUGAGUCAAAACUGUUGGAUGUUGUUUUUGACUCAAUUAGCAUUUUUGUAAAAAGGUAUGGGUAUGGCUAGUAUGUUGUAGUGUAGACUUAACGCUUGCCUUAUUGUAGGUGGAAAAUGAGCCUUGUAAUGUUUGAAACCCUGAUUUUGAAUUGUUGACACAUUCCGUCGUUUGGGGGCUUUUUUUUUCUUUUGCUUUUUUUUGGACCCCGUAGUGUAUAUUUAUAUAAGUAGCCAUGUAUUUAUCUAUUAUCACAGUAAAAGGUGUUUUUUUUGUUCUUUUUGCCUGUCAAAUAGAUCUCAUUCCUGCGUCAUGAGAGACCAAUGCAUAUCACUCUUGAAAUAUCCUCAGUCAUUUGAAAAAAAUGGAAGUCUCAACCUUAUUCUCUGUAACGAUGCACUGUGACGAUAUGUAAUGUCACACAACAAGCGUGGCCAGAGGUCGGCGGUCCCACCAUAGGCCUUGACAUUAUUUAGUAUGUGUGACACCAGUGCUCCUCAUAGUACCGUGAUAGUUUUUCUACCAUUAGGUUCUUAGCACAAGUCAAUAUGAUUAUAUAAUGAUGUCACACAUGGUCAUCGGAAUUACAGGGUAAAGACAAUGCUACAGUACAAUCAGAUUUCUCAGCCCUUCCUUUCUAUUUUGACCGACUAGAAAAUAAAUUGUUUAUGCUCACAGCCUUUGUUCUUGACCUGUAACAGAGCUGCAUUGGCGGUAAUGACUUUCUGCUUGAAGUUGGACCAUGUGAGCUGAGCUCAUUAGUAGAAGAACAGUAGGUUUGGCACUUGAAGAAAAAGGCAGGACUGGUUGGCUAGUGGUCCAUUUCUCUAUGAAAUCAGCUAGGUUGCAAGAUUGUAGGCCAUUCACAUGGAGGAGCAGGUUUUCAUUUUGUCUUGUUUUUCCUGUACAGGCCACAUCUUUUUUUCAAAGACGAGAGCAAAUAUACAUAAACUCCCUGAUUUUUGUUUGUUUGUUUGUUUUUUGUUUGUCUUUUUCUCUUCUAACUGCUUGUAAAUGACUCACCGUUCCAAUAUAUUGUUGUUAUUGUAUAUCUCAGUUGUAUUUUUAAAGAGAACUCGAUGACUAUACAGUACUGACUAGUCUCCGCCUACAUGCUGAUGGAGAGGAAAGAACCGAGACUUAAUAAAGAUAACAUGACAUGUU